This is a messenger RNA of Symsagittifera roscoffensis, 2836 nucleotides long. Its product is annotated as sericin 1-like. Gene Ontology annotation, biological process: negative regulation of canonical Wnt signaling pathway; positive regulation of protein kinase activity; positive regulation of proteasomal ubiquitin-dependent protein catabolic process. Bases 1 to 2331 code for a protein of 776 amino acids. Gene Ontology annotation, cellular component: nucleus; beta-catenin destruction complex; plasma membrane. The transcript is spliced from 10 exons. The record is from RefSeq and is a predicted model, not a curated record. Gene Ontology annotation, molecular function: ubiquitin protein ligase binding; beta-catenin binding; molecular adaptor activity. Lineage: Eukaryota; Metazoa; Xenacoelomorpha; Acoela; Convolutidae.
AUGGCAUCAUGGAUCUGUAGCGUAGAGUGCAACUUCGCCUGUGUUAAAUUGAUUAACUUUGACUCGGAGAUCCAGUCCCUGUCCUCGGACACACACACUGACGACUCAGCCUCCCUCGCAGACUACUCAACCACACACUCCAUGGGUGAAACAUCGUUACUGUUCGCUGGUGGUCCAGUGGCAGCCUGCUGUGCAGGUAGUGGUGGCAUCGGGCUCUCAUCUGCUUCUUCUUUGGGGAGGAGACUGCAGAAACACAACAGGCGAGGAGGAGGAGGGGAUCAGCACGUGAGUGGAAGCAGCAGCAGCAGCAGACGUAACAUGACUGCCCACUCAAUGGCUCAAUACAAUGGCUCCCACAGUCGCAUGUUUCCCCCCAUGGCAAAUCCUGUACAGCCACACAUGACAGUAUCAGCUGUUAGAGGCAGCCACAGCAGAAGUGCUGCUCUCCAACAACAACAGAAUCAACAACAGCAGCAGUCUGUGAGUUUGAGUGAGCAGAGUCUGAGUGUGAGUGAGUUCGCAGCCCUGCUCAUCCAGAAACUAGAGGUGGCCAAGGCGGAGAAGGAGAGAGAGGCUCAACAUCAUUAUCAUCACCAUCUGGACUGUAUGGAUGUGAACUCGGCCAACAGUGCCUCCAGCUCAGAUGGCGGUCAUCUGCAAGUAGCCAUGCCCAAGUCCAAACAUCACCAAACUAACAACCCGAUGAGCAGUCGAUGUAUGUGGCACACGAGUAGUCAGCAGCAGAAGAUGAGUCACCAUAAUCUCGCCUCUGUCUCUUGUCCCGGAGUUGAAGAAGAUCAAGUCAGGGAGGAUCCUGAGUCAAUCAUCGACAAUCAUGUUUCUAGGGUGUUUUGCGACUCCAACCAGAGCCCGGCGAAUGCCCGAUCGAAGACCCCUGACCGAUACUCCACCCACGCACUCCAACGCCAGAUACAUCACGCGACCCCUCUGAACAGCCAGGCGACAACACAUCUGCAGCAGCAGCACAAAUGUUCCAGUUGUGGCCAGAACACGUCCGUCGGAGCUACUGUUUCAGCCAACAGUAGUGCCAGUUCUGGUGCAAAUGGAACUGGAAUGGGCUAUAGAAACAUGCAACAGCAAACAGGAUCGGGCAAUGGGUCCAUGGUGCCGGGAUACAUUAUGCCGCCGCCAUCAUCAUCUACGAGAUACAACAAGCAAUUGCUCUGUGGCCAUGAUAUGGGAGUCGUCAGUGGACAGUCUGCAUCCGGGUCUGGCACAGUUGGCUACUACAGCCAGAAGUCCAGAGGAUCUCUGGGUGCCACAGGGGGAGGAGGAGGAGGAGGUGUUCACAGGAAGAUCCUGGCGGAGAGUUCGAGUAGCAAGUCGACCAGUUCGGGCGUGGACUCUGGAGUGUAUGAUGCUCAAAGUCUGGGCUCGUCCGACAGCUACGGUGGAAAACAUGCGAUGGUGACUCACUGGGUAGAGACACACAGACAGAGUCGCAGCCACCAGUUGACCAAGCCAGAGAUGAACUUGGCUGCCACUACUUCCACCACUCCUCAGGACCCCACCUCAGCCUCCAGCCAACCACUCCCUGCCAGUUCCUCCUCACGACGUCCACCAGGAUCCAGAUCCUCGGCAGCAACAUCCCAGAACCGCCACAGGUGGGCAUCAGUCUCUCCCGGUCCCCUGAACGCCGCCGCCACCACCCGACUGUCUUUUGUGUCGAUGGCGGGGGCAACCCAGCUGCAGCAGCAGCAGCCAUUGCAUCACACCCUGAGCACGAGUAACACACUAGCAUGCAAUCAGCAACAACCUCACCAGUUGUCCCUGUUCAAUCCAGCAAGUGGUACGCUGCCGGGUAACGCACACCAACUAUCGCAACACUACACACACGCUAAUAACUGCAACACGCUUCCACCGAAUGCAACUUCAACAUCGAAUCAGGGGGGACUUUCCUCGACACGGCGUUCGCCAGUCUCUAAUUCAAACAAUCAGCUUACUGCGCAAAACACCCAAUUGAACAACACUCAGGGAUCACUGAACACUUCCCAGGUGGCAGGGGGUAGUAGUUCGAAUCCCAGCUUGACUGUAGCCCCGUCUGGUGCGUCUUCUAGUGGCCAUCAGACAGUGGUGGCGUACUACUUCUGCAAUGAGACAAUUCCAUACAGGACAGUGGUGCCAUUCAAGAAUGUGACACUUGCACAGUUCAAAGCUCUCUUGACUAGGAGAGGGAGGUUCAGGUAUUUCUUCAAGAUGCGCAGCAAUGAGAUUGAGUUGGGGGGAGUUGUGCAGCAGGAAAUCACGGAGGACGAAGACGUGUUGCCACUGUUCGACGGGAAGGUCAUCGGCAAAAUUGAGAAACAGUAGAUCACCCACACAUCCCCCUUCUUCCACAGAUGCACAGCAGCACACACAAACACACACACACACACACACACAUCCCGUAUCUAUCAAUUAUUUCUAUCAUUCGCCUACUAAUUUGAAAUCCGUUUCUACAGACUUCUUGCUUCUGUUUUCAUUACCAAAAGCAGACUCCUCACUUCAUGUUUUAUCCAUCUUUCUUCGAAGGAUCAUCAAUUAUGAUAGCAAGUUGACGACAACCCGACACAAGAGAAAUCUACCACCAGAACAUGGUUGACAGUUACUGAAGAAAAAACAAAACAUCAGCAGGGUCAAGUUGAGCAGAUCAGUUGGAACUGGCAGCAGAUUCAGAAACUAACAAUAAUUGCGAGUCUAACGCAUCCUUCUUUUGUUUGCGUAAACUCAGUCAAUUGAUUUUAUGUUCAAUAAAAAACUCUGCAUCAAAGUACGAACCAUAGCGUUACUAGUAUGCCCUGUCACGAAAGUUCUUUGUUUAUACGAGCGGAGCGCA